AUGGCGUCUCGAAGUUUUCCGGAGAUGCCCACUCCGUCGUCGCUUCUGUCGGCGUACGCCUCAAUGUCAACAUCAAUCAUGCUCUUCCGUACAAUGUUUGACCAGCUCUUCCCUAGACAACUCCGGCGAUACGUCGUCGACGCCGUCCGAUUCUACUGGAAACCCAAAUCCUCCAAACUCACUCUCGUCUUCGAGGAGAAAGACGGCAUGUCCAUGAACCACAUGUUUGAAGCUGCCGAAGCCUUUCUCUGUUCCAGAAUCAACCCCGAUUCUGAACGACUCAGGAUCACGAAAUCUGUGAAAGAAAACCACAUCAAUAUCAAGUUUGCAGAUUCUGAGGAAGUAGUGGAUUCGUUUGAAGGGAUCAUGCUUACAUGGAAAUACGUUCGUCACCAGCCACAGCCAAGCGGCGGCGGCGGGGAUGACUCUGGUUACGGUGGCGGAAAGAAUAGCUCCGGUGGUAGCUUUUCACUCGAGAGGAAAUACAUCGAGUUGAAAUUUGACAAAAAAUACAAAGAGACUAUAAUAACUUCUUACUUGCCAUUGAUAAUUAAAAAAUCUCAAGAACUUGAGAACGAGAAGAAAGUCGUGAAGCUCCAUAACCUCCAAUCAUACGGCGGCGGACCCGGCGGAUUCAAGGAAUCGGUGAAUCUUGACCACCCAUCAACGUUUGACACAUUGGCGAUGGAUCCGAAGAUGAAAAAGGCGAUCAUUGAUGAUUUGGAUUUGUUUUUGAAAAGGAGGGAUUUUUACAGGAGAGUUGGGAAGGCGUGGAAGAGAGGGUAUUUACUGUAUGGUCCGCCGGGGACGGGGAAAUCGAGCUUGAUUGCUGCCAUGGCGAAUUAUCUGAAGUUUGAUAUUUAUGAUUUACAGUUGAUGAAUGUUGGGAGUGAUUCGAGUUUGAAGAAAUUGAUGUUGAGAACUUCGAAUCGAUCGAUACUUGUGAUUGAAGAUAUUGAUUGUAGCAUACAGUUGCCUGAUCGGAAGGGAGCCAUGCCCAUGUUCUCUAAACUUCCCGAUGUUAAACCUGUUCGUGAUUCCCAGUUCUCUUUAUCGGGGCUUUUAAACUUCAUAGAUGGGUUAUGGUCAUGUUGUGGGGAUGAACGUAUCAUAAUCUUUACAACCAACCACAAAGAAAGACUCGAUCCAGCAUUGCUUCGACCAGGAAGGAUGGAUGUGCACAUUCACAUGUCAUACUUAACGACUGAAGGGUUUAAGACACUAGCUGCUAACUAUCUAAACAUUCAUGAUCACCAUUGGAGAUUUAGGGAAAUUAAAGAGUUGAUUAAUGACACCAAAGUUACACCAGCUGAGGUAGCCGAGGAACUCAUGAAGUCUGAUAAUUCGGAGGUUGUAUUAGAAGGGCUUGUAAAUUUUUUGAAACGUAAGAAGACAGAAGAUGAAACAACGAAAGAUGGAGUGCAUUAUGGAGAAGGUGAAGUUCGUGAACCAAAAAAGGCAAAAGUUAUUUCAUGAUUGAAGAACUAGGGUGGAUAAUUUUAACAAUUAUGUUUGAUUUACCAUGCAAUUGAGCUAUUGUUAUAUUGAUUUAUGUAUAAUAACAAUAUAUUUAUAUUUUUAGCGGCAUGCACAAUCUGAUAUCAGAAAUUCACAAAAUGUACUUUAUUUUCUACAUAUAAUUGCAAAGUAUAUAUUUAUUUAGAAAUAAGAACAAUGUGUAUAAUUGUUUUUAAUUAUAACAACAUACUUAUACUUA
Molecule: messenger RNA, 1717 nt
Organism: Lactuca sativa (garden lettuce)
Lineage: Eukaryota; Viridiplantae; Streptophyta; Magnoliopsida; Asterales; Asteraceae
Product: AAA-ATPase At3g50940
Molecular function (GO): ATP hydrolysis activity; ATP binding
Source: RefSeq, a predicted model, not a curated record